AUGGCGCUGGCUUUGUGCACGGCUGAUUUGCAUACACUGCACAUGCCGGUGGCCAAUGUAUAUGUGAUGUGCGCCCGCUCGUGGACACCGGAUCUGCAAUCCGGAACCUGGGCCACAAUCAAACGCUGCGGUAGUGACAUCGACCGCGUGCUGAUCGCGCGAGUGGAAUGCGGAACCGUGCUGAUGCUCUGGGCUUUUCGCGUGGCUGUGAAAGCGGAUUGGUUGAUGGAACCCUUCGCGCACUUACAGGGCAUUUCAGUCGAAGCCUGGCCUUGUGAUGUGGAGAGCUGUGCCAAAUGGCUGCGGGAGGAG
Molecule: messenger RNA, 312 nt
Organism: Durusdinium trenchii
Lineage: Eukaryota; Dinophyceae; Suessiales; Symbiodiniaceae
Source: the annotation of a GenBank genome assembly